Messenger RNA from Zophobas morio, 2541 nucleotides. RefSeq names its product cytochrome P450 9e2-like. Bases 414 to 2003 code for a protein of 529 amino acids. The transcript has 5 exons. Gene Ontology annotation, molecular function: monooxygenase activity; iron ion binding; heme binding. The record is from RefSeq and is a predicted model, not a curated record. NCBI's taxonomy places the organism in Eukaryota, Metazoa, Arthropoda, Insecta, Coleoptera, Tenebrionidae.
AUUCAUUUUCGCGUGCGCAUUUUACGCAUUGUCCCUAAUUAGGUUUCACUAGUUUCCCUCAGCGGAGCUCUAAAUUUCAGUUCACGCAAGCGUGCUUUAAAAAUAACGCAAAACAUCUGAAUCGUUAAAAAAUACUGCCAUUCGUACGUUCUUUUUUCGAAACCGUAUCACUAAAGCCAUCGCAAAAGCAUAAAUAAAUUCUCUUGUCGUCGGAGUUGUGUUUGUCAGUAUGCAUCUUGCGUCGUGUUGGAUCUGGUCGCUUUUAAAUCUAGAGUACCAUCAGUAGGCUUCAUCAAGGACGGCACUGAUAAAUGGGUAAAUUAACAUUAUUAUGUACAGCACGAACGAGUAAUUUGGUGAAAAUAAAAUACAAAAAUUGUGGUUUCCGUUUGGAUGUAAUAUAAUUCUGAAAAAUGUGGAUAUUUAUUGUGGCUGGGGUACUAAUGGUACUUGGCUAUUGGGUACUGAAUCGACGUCUGAAUUACUGGACUAGGAAAGGUGUACCACAAUUAAAACCAAUAUUUAUCUUUGGGAACUUAUGGCCUAUAAUUUCGCGUAAACUAUCACCUCCUGAAUUCACACAAGAAAUAUACAACUCUGGCCAAAAUCUACGGUACAUCGGCACAUAUCAGUUUCUACGACCAACUCUGACGAUAAGAGACCCAGAACUCAUCAAGCAAAUUACAGUAAAAGAUUUCGAUCAUUUUUUGGAUCAUGUAGGUUUAAUAGACCCAGAAACCGAUCCCAUUUGUGGAAAAAUUUUAUUUGUACUUAAUGGAAUGGAGUGGAGGGAGAUGAGAUGCACCCUUAGUCCAACUUUCACCAGCAGUAAAAUGAAGUACAUGUUUUCAUUAAUGUCUCAAAAUGGAGAACAAUUUAUCAAGCAUUUCCUUCAAAAAAAUGAAGACGUAAUUGAAAUAGAGAUGAAAGAUGUAACUUCAAGGUUUGCGAAUGACGUUAUUGCUAACACGGUGUUUGGGUUUGAAUGCGAUUCCUUGAAAGAACCUGAUAACCAGUUUUACACAAUGGGUAAGUUAGCCACUGACUUUGCAAAUAUUCGGACAAUUUUGGUAUUUAUGGGUUACCUCAUAAUGCCAAAACUACUUAAAUUUUUCAAAGUGACGCUGUUUCGUGAUAAGAUGACGAAUUUUUUUGGGAGAAUAAUCAAAGAAAAUAUUGAAAGUAGAGAAAAAUAUGGUGCUAAACGGUCUGACAUGAUUGGUUUGUUACUCGACGCAAUGAGAAGUAAGCACAAUGACGACGAACACAGUACUUUACCAGAUACUGGUUUUGCUACGGUAGAAGAAUCAGAAAUUGGUAAAGACCAAAUGUUUAGGAAGAGUGAAUUGACAGAUGAAGACAUUAUUGCUCAGGCUUUUCUAUUCUUCCUUGCUGGAUUUGACUCUGUUUCUUCACUAAUGUGUUAUAUGUCGUACGAAUUAGGAGUCAAUCAAGAAAUACAAGAGAACUUAAGAAACGAAGUAGAUGCUACGAAAGAAAAGUGUAAUGGACAAAUUACGUAUGAAGCAUUAAACACAAUGAAAUACAUGGACAUGGUCUUAUCAGAGACCUUGAGAAAAUGGCCGAGUGCUAUAGCUAGUGAUAGGAUCUGCACUAAACCCUAUACGCUCGAACCAAAAACACCAAAUGAGAAACUAGUUCAUUUAGCCAAAGGUACUGUGAUAGGGAUACCAAUGUAUGCAAUUCAGAGAGAUCCGCAGUACUAUCCAGAUCCAGAACGAUUUGACCCUGAACGCUUCAGUUACGAGAACAAAAAUAAAAUCGUACCAUAUACAUUCUUUCCUUUUGGAUUGGGGCCACGAAAUUGCAUUGGAUCGAGAUUUGCUUUAAUGGAAACCAAGCUUCUUUUUUACUACAUUCUGUCCAAUUUUGAAAUAAUUCCAAUUGGGAAAACACAAAUUCCAAUUCGUUUUAACAGAAAAGCCUUAAAUAUGUCACCUGAGAAAGGUUUUUGGCUAGGACUCCAACGUCGCGUCAAAUGAUUAAUAUGUUUAAUGCUUUCUGUCUAACAAAGAUGUAUGAUAUUAUUGUUUGAUAUCAAAUAACCGUGUUUUGCACGUAAAUACUCAGGGAAACAUGUGUGUCAACAUAAAUUAAUUGUAGGUGUUAGGUACAAAUGUAUAGUAUUAUGAAGCAAAAGAAUUUAAUCUAUUGUAUUUUAUAACUUAUCAAAUAGUGUCAGAAAUGCUUCGCAAAUGUAGCGUGAAUAAAAACUGAAACGUGACAAGCUUGAAUACCAUCUAAUAUUUUUAUGCCAGAUUACCAUGUCAUAGAUCUAAAACACCAGAUCACAUACAAUAAAGCACACAUGAGAAGAGCAACAAGCACAUGCAUCUUAAAUAUGCCCAAAAUCAGUAUAAUGUGGUCUCGGAAACACUUCGCUCAGGAGCGCCAAUUUCUAGAAUAAAUGUUGAAAUUCAAGCUGUAAGAAAAAUUAAAGCUGAAAGAAAAUAACACGCAACUAAUAAUACCCAAAUAAACAUAAAAUUCCCCUCUUAUUUCGAGUCCACGAUAAUAUUA